Molecule: messenger RNA, 705 nt
Organism: Monoraphidium neglectum
Lineage: Eukaryota; Viridiplantae; Chlorophyta; Chlorophyceae; Sphaeropleales; Selenastraceae
Exons: 6
Coding region: 1-705 (234 amino acids)
Cellular component (GO): membrane
Molecular function (GO): starch binding
Source: RefSeq, a predicted model, not a curated record
AUGUCUCUAUUAGGCAGCAAAAUUAAGGCUGCCGCACAGGCCAGGAGCGCUGCGCGAGCACCGGCGAGGGGCCCCUCGAUUGCCCCGAUCAAGCGGGGCCCGGCCCAGGUGCAUGCUGCCUAUCAGCAAUACGAGUCGCAGCGCCGCGCGCCAGCCCCCUCCACGCCCAAGAACGCGCCUCCAAUCAUCAGCGGGCCCGUGCCCGAAACGCCCCUGCCCGUGGCCGCCGCGCCGGCGACGCCCCCUGCGGUCCCGGCCACGCCCGGCUUUGGCGCACUGCUGAAGCGAAGCGACUCGGGGCGCGUGAACGUCCGAUUCUGGCUCAAGUUUCGCGUGGAGUAUGGACAGUCCCUCCGCGUCACUGGCGGCAGCAAGGUCCUGGGGGCAUGGGACCUGGCCAAGGCGCCCAGGAUGGUGUGGUCGGAGGGUGACCUCUGGAACGUCACCCUGGACCUCGACGCCGGCAUGGUGUACGAGUAUAAGUAUGUUGUGGUGGGCUGGGACGGCCAGACGGCGGCUGCAUGGCAGACAGGCGGCAACGGCGUGAUUGCCCUGCAGUGGGGCGACAAGGACGUCGAGAUUUUUGACAACUGGGGCAACAACCCCGGGGCUAUGGUCAUCACUGACGGCUCCGAGGCCACCCGCGAGAAGAAGCUGCUCGCAUGGGCGGGCGACUACGCGCCCGGGACGAGAUCCGCAGCCUGA